Messenger RNA from Exophiala xenobiotica, 1329 nucleotides. RefSeq lists its product as uncharacterized. Gene Ontology annotation, biological process: DNA-templated transcription. The record is from RefSeq and is a predicted model, not a curated record. NCBI's taxonomy places the organism in Eukaryota, Fungi, Ascomycota, Eurotiomycetes, Chaetothyriales, Herpotrichiellaceae. The transcript has 4 exons. Gene Ontology annotation, molecular function: zinc ion binding; DNA binding. The coding region runs from base 1 to 1329 and encodes 442 amino acids.
AUGACCGAAGGCGGAAUCGUUCAAAAAUUGAAGGAUGGCACUCCGGAAGAAGCGCAGAGUGUUCUCGCAAGCCUUCGUGGCGCUCAUCGAGAUCCCCCCAACGCAUUUGGGCAAGGCUCGGGAGUUGAUAGCUUCCGUGACUCUUCCAGUGCCUUUCAAUUCGACUUUGCUGAAGGAGCAGAAGCAUCUGGUCACGACAUGAACAACCUUCUCGAAAGCUCCAACGACUUUGAUUACGAGGUUGUACAUAACUUCCAGUCCUCCUCUCUCAUGAACGAUUUAUCGAAAGUCGUCAGCAGGUUGGACAUCGAUGAGCGAGGCGACGUCCAAUACUUCGGCCCAAGUAGCAAUAUGAACCUCGUCUCCGACGUUCCGCGGAUUCCUGCUGAUCCAUGGCCAUCAGGAGCCAGUGGUCCGCCCGGCGAUCAGUCCCAGCUUGCUCAAGAACUGGGUUUUGGCGAUGAUAUGACAUUCUCGGCUCAGGUCAACGCGGGCCACUUCGACACUGGCCCGCUCAUGCACCAAAGUACUGCUCGGAAUCCGGCGCCAGAUAUCUACACUAAUACAGCGCUAGAGAAUCAUCUUCUUGCACUGUACUGGACAUGGCAGCACCCCUUCUUUCUUCUGUUCUCGAAGCGGCUCUUUAUGCGCGACCUAGAAGCUGUGCGUGCUCGGAUGUCCUCUUUGCCGGCAGCAAAAGAAGAAGUCCGGAUGAAACAUUACUCGCCUCUUCUUCUCAAUGCCAUCCUCGCACAUGCGUCGCAUUUGACGACGAGACCGGAGGUACGGACAGAUCCUCAGCAACCGUCGAGUGCAGGCAACAGAUACUUUGCAAAAGCCAGGCAGCUCCUGGAGGGUGAAAUAGAGCGGCCGGGUAUCACUACGGUACAGGCUCUGGCUUUGAUGGGGAGCCGAGAAGCGGGCUGCGGAAGAGAUGCAGGUCUCGGAUGGCUUUACAGUGGUAUGAGCUUUCGGAUCGCCGUUGAUCUCGGCUUGCAUCUCAGCAGUGAAGAACUGGUCAAAAGCGGGCGCAUGUCGCAGGAAGAUUCGGAUGCGCGUCUCAUCACAUUCUGGGGAUGCUACCUUUACGACAAAGGUUGGAGUGCAUAUCUUGGAAGGCCUGAAUCGAUACCUCCUCACCUCGUCGAGACAACGCCUCGACUUUCGGAGCAGAUCAACGCCGAAACCGAAUAUCCUCACUGGAUCCCGUACAGCGACGAUCCUUUGUCUCUGGAAGCUAAAGAGCCGGUUGUUGCGCAUACUAUUUUGACCUCCUGUCAGAUAGUGUCGCUUGCAGAAAUACUGGGAUCAAUCAUGAGGAAUUUGUGA